AUGGGUAUCUCACGAGACUCUCGCCACAAGCGUUCCGCGUCCGGUGCGAAGCGCGCAUACUACCGCAAGAAGAGGGCUUUCGAGAAGGGCCGCCAGCCUGCCAACACUCGUAUUGGCACAAAGCGUGUUCAUCUUGUCCGCACCCGUGGCGGCAACCGCAAGUUCCGUGCCCUUCGUCUCGAAGCCGGCAACUUCUCCUGGGGCUCCGAGGGCAUCGCCAAGAAGACCCGUGUCAUCGGUGUCGUCUACCACCCCUCCAACAACGAGCUCGUCCGUACCAACACCCUGACCCGCUCCGCUAUCGUCCAGAUCGAUGCCGCUCCCUUCCGACAAUGGUACGAGGCCCACUACGGCUCUUCGCUCGGCCGCAGGAGGCAGGUCAAGGCCGGUGAGAAGGAGGAGGACAAGAAGAAGUCCAACUCGGUCACCAAGAAGCAGGCCGACCGCUUGAAGAACGGAGGAAAGAUUGAGAACGCUGUUGAGAAGCAGUUCGAGGCCGGUCGUCUGUACGCCGCUGUCUCUUCCCGUCCCGGCCAGAGCGGUCGCUGCGACGGCUACAUCCUCGAGGGUGAGGAGCUUGCUUUCUACCAGCGUCUCCUCAGGAAGUAG
Molecule: messenger RNA, 609 nt
Organism: Alternaria arborescens
Lineage: Eukaryota; Fungi; Ascomycota; Dothideomycetes; Pleosporales; Pleosporaceae
Product: 40S ribosomal protein
Exons: 3
Coding region: 1-609 (202 amino acids)
Biological process (GO): translation; maturation of SSU-rRNA from tricistronic rRNA transcript (SSU-rRNA, 5.8S rRNA, LSU-rRNA)
Cellular component (GO): cytosolic small ribosomal subunit; ribosome
Molecular function (GO): structural constituent of ribosome
Source: RefSeq, a predicted model, not a curated record